Messenger RNA from Hyalella azteca, 2117 nucleotides. RefSeq lists its product as uncharacterized. The transcript has 4 exons. Lineage: Eukaryota; Metazoa; Arthropoda; Malacostraca; Amphipoda; Hyalellidae. Bases 603 to 1688 code for a protein of 361 amino acids. The record is from RefSeq and is a predicted model, not a curated record.
UUUCAAGCGAGUUAUCAAUAGACGAAGUUCACCAAUGAAAAAAUCAUUCUCUUUUAACAUUUUUAGGCUUCCUAAAUUACAAUAGUUCGGCCGGUGUAGCUACAAUAGGUUCUAUUUUUGUACAUUGCUGUACAGAAAAUGACUGAUAAGCUAUCUUGGAGUGACAGCGCACCUGAGAAGCUGCACUGCAGUAUGAAUAGUGCAGUGACCGUUGACUGAGUCACUCUCCUUUUUUAUUAGUGUCUAGUUGCCGAUCUGCGUUUUUCUUCUUCUUGAAUAUAACGUGUAAAAAUCUCAUGCCAGCGAUAUCUACGAAAUCCGAAAGACUUAACAUAAAAUUUGAGCUAUACAUAAUGUUUAUGAACAUAGAAUAUUUCUCUUCCAUUGCUGUAACUCCCGAAAUUGUUGAUCAUUCAACAUGAAUUAGCAAAAGAUACAGAACAAUGUCUGCGAUGCAUAUUAGUUAUUAGUAGUAAAUCGUAUUGCAGCAGGCUUAGCAGAAAGUGCGAUUAAGUAGCAGAUUGAGCAGUGAAAACCAAGAUAACGUAAAUAUCGUACAAGUAACAAACUUUAUACAAAUGUGAAAAAAUCUUUACAAAAUAAUGUAUGGGGAUGUAAGAUUUUGGCGAUGCAAGGCAUUGUUUUCGCUCAAGAUCUUACUGAUUUUAAAUCUUUGUGCCCUUUUAUUAAUUUCAAUCAUAGGACGUGCUUUACCGUGGCAUCCACUCAAGAUCACUGUGGAGACGAAUAGAACUUGGCACCGACCACUAAUAAAACAUGAUUUUAUCGAUGAACACGUCAGACACCGAAUCCCUCUAAAUGUCAGUGAUGAGUGCCGGCUGCCGUGGUGGGAUGGUGGUCUGACGUGUCGCUCAGGAGACGAACACACGGUUUACUUUACCAAUGAAACUAGAAGUUACUGUAGCUUACGAGCGCACAGACUUGGAAGUGGACAAAAAGUCAUAUCGUAUUGUCUCUUCGGCGACUAUGAGGAGUAUGCCUCAGGUUUUGAUGAAAUACUAAGCACAAUUCGUUACUUGUACCCUGGUUGGGUUGUGAGACUAUACACAAAUCCUCGGGGAUACAAGCAAGCGUUACUUCCUCUACUGACCAAGUACUCGAACCUAUAUAUUUGUGACGCACGCAACUUGCCGGGUCGAACUCGGGAGCUGGUGGACGUCGACCCGAGACUGUGGAGGGUUGCAGUUCUUGGGGACGAGCUCGUUGAUGUUUUCCUAGUUCGGGACAUCGACUCGGUGUUGUUGGAGCGUGAGGUGCACGCGGUCAAGGAGUGGCUCGAGUCAGGCCAGUAUCUCCACGUCAUGAGGGACCAUCCAGAGCACGGGGUGCCCAUACUUGCGGGCACCUUCGGGGUCGCCCAGAAUUCUGCAGUCCUGCCGCUUCUCAACUCGAUCAGAGACCGAAUCUUCAACAGGAGGCUGCCCAUUCCGAACGACCAGGCCGUUCUCAAUAAUUUCUUGUUCCCACAAUUACGGCAGAAAUCUGUAGUCCACGACAGCUUCACAUGUGCCAAGUACCCAGGAUCCGUUCCCUUCCCAACCCAGAGGAAAGAUGGACAAUUCGUCGGGAACAGAAGGUACCGGGCAAAUUUCAGUAACGAAGCGUUGCGAAAGAAGUGCCCUCGCUUCUGCAGACCUCACGACCAUCCGGAUUGGGAAUACUGCUGACGCAGAAUAAUCAAACCUGCAUCGCUCUCAACCAUCGUAUCGAGGAAGAGUCUUCUUUUCGAGGUGUCCGCGUUGGGUGGACUGAAAGCCAUAGGACAACCACGAGGAUGACCGUUGGGCUCGAGGAAGAGUGAAUGUGACUGCGAUUCAAAUCGUUACUAUGUACAAGUUAAUGUACCUUGAAAAUGUAAAAUAUAUGUCAGUAAAAGAACGACGAUUCAAAUAAAGAUCAGAAAUGACAAUGAUAUAAAUACCUCCCGCUACUAUAACCGAACUAGACUGAGAUCUGUUCAAUAAUCGUUAGAAUCACGUACGCGCAAUUGCUUAUUUUGGUUAGAUUUUAUCGGUUGUGUUGGUGGCAGCCGGAAAUACUCCUUCAUUGAUUUUAGUCUUCGUAUGACAGCCGUUACCAUCGAACAAAGGGCUCUU